AUUUUAUAUGUAUUUAAAUGAUAUGAAAAUUAUUGAUUAAAGUGUGUCUAAAAAGAUGAACAAUUGUUUGAAUGAAACACUUGCAACUGAAUUGGAAGUAAUUAAAGCAAUAUAUUUGGAUGAUAUCAAUAUAGACACAAAUGAUACCAAUUGUGAUGACCGAUUGGCCACAGUGUCCAUCGAUAUAUUACCGAAAACGGCCGGCAAUAGUAACAACCAAUUGGUUAGAUUCACACUCUUUGUUGUGAUUGCCAUAAAUUAUCCCAAUGAGUGUCCCAGCAUUGAGAUGAAGAAUACGAGAGGUUUAACUGAUGAUGACAUCCAAAGUUUAAGGAUUGCCAUCAGUAAUGUUUGCCAACAAAGAAUCGCUGACACAAUGAUAUACGAGAUAAUUGAAAAGUCUCGGGACGUGUUGACAACAUUGAAUUGUCCGGUUGGCACCCGAUGUGCCAUUUGUUUAUACGACUUCACUACCGAUGACCAGAUUAUGCGAAACGAUUGCUUUCAUCACUUUCAUUGUCGUUGUUUUGCUGAUUAUGUGUCGAAACAAAUAAAGAGUGAAACAAAUGUCAAUUUGACAGAAGUUCGGAUUCAUUGUCCGAUUUGUCGUAAUCUCUUGAAUAACAGUCACAUCAAUGACUAUACGGAUCCAAACAAAUAUUCAAAUCCAUGUCUUUUAAACGAACCAUUAGUGGGUGAAAAUGAUUUGAUUGAAGAAGCGAAGAUCAAUGUCAAUAAAUUCAAAGAUAUUUAUGAGAAACAACUCAAAAACGGAGGUAUUAUUGACGUCGAGAGUGAAAGAAAUAAAUAUUUUAUAAGAAUUUCGGAAACAACUCAACCAAACAAUGAUUAAUUUACUUAUUUUUUAUAAAUUUU
Oppia nitens is the source of this 876-nucleotide messenger RNA. Its product is annotated as E3 ubiquitin-protein ligase RNF25-like. NCBI's taxonomy places the organism in Eukaryota, Metazoa, Arthropoda, Arachnida, Sarcoptiformes, Oppiidae. Gene Ontology annotation, cellular component: nucleus. Gene Ontology annotation, biological process: protein ubiquitination. Gene Ontology annotation, molecular function: protein binding; ubiquitin protein ligase activity. The transcript has 4 exons. The record is from RefSeq and is a predicted model, not a curated record. Bases 56 to 853 code for a protein of 265 amino acids.